Molecule: messenger RNA, 2151 nt
Organism: Monoraphidium neglectum
Lineage: Eukaryota; Viridiplantae; Chlorophyta; Chlorophyceae; Sphaeropleales; Selenastraceae
Product: NADH dehydrogenase (ubiquinone) Fe-Sprotein 1
Exons: 8
Coding region: 1-2151 (716 amino acids)
Biological process (GO): ATP synthesis coupled electron transport
Cellular component (GO): membrane
Molecular function (GO): iron-sulfur cluster binding; NADH dehydrogenase (ubiquinone) activity
Source: RefSeq, a predicted model, not a curated record
AUGAAGCGGGCCGUCGCCCGCGCCUGGAGGGCGGGCUGGCACUACACGCAGGAGCGUGGCCUGCAGACCUCCGCGUACGUGGCUCAGCAGGCAGCCCCGCAGCCUGACACGAUCGAGGUGUUUGUCAACGACCAGCCCAUCCAGAUCCCCAAAGGUUUUAGCGUGCUGCAGGCCUGCGAUGCAGCCGGGAUUGACAUUCCCAGGUUCUGCUACCACCAGAGGCUUUCAGUGGCGGGCAACUGUCGCAUGUGCCUUGUGGAGGUGGAGAAGAGCCCCAAGCCUGUGGCGUCGUGCGCCAUGCCUGCUGGGCCGGGCAUGAAGAUCAAGACGGACACGCCGCUGGUCAAGAAGGCACGGGAGGGCGUCAUGGAGUUCUUGCUGAUCAACCACCCGCUGGACUGCCCGAUCUGCGACCAGGGUGGCGAGUGUGACCUGCAGGACCAAGCCAUGAUCUUUGGCUCCGACCGCAGCCGCUUCACAGAGAUGAAGCGCUCCGUUCAUGACAAGAAUGUGGGCCCGCUGGUCAAGACGGUCAUGACGCGCUGCAUCCACUGCACGCGCUGCGUGCGCUUCAGCACCGAGGUGGCGGGCGUGCAGGACAUGGGCGUCACGGGCCGCGGACGCGACAGCGAGAUCGGCACAUAUGUUGAGAAGCUGCUGUCCAGCGAGCUCUCCGGCAACGCCAUCGACCUCUGCCCCGUGGGCGCGCUGACCUCCAAGCCCGCGGCCUUCACGUCGCGCCCCUGGGAGCUCAAGACCACGGAGAGCAUCGACGUGUCGGACGCGCUGGGCGCCAACAUCCGCGUCGACAGCCGCGGCGCCGAGGUUAUGCGCAUCGUGCCGCGGCUCAACGAGGCCGUCAACGAGGAGUGGAUCAGCGACAAGGCGCGCUUUCAGUAUGACGGCCUCAAGAGGCAGCGGCUCAACCUGCCCAUGGUCAAGGGCGCCAACGGCCAGCUGCAGCCCGCCACCUGGGGCGAGGCGCUCGCCGCCGUCCGGGCCGCCGCGGCCGGCAAGUCCGGCACCCAGCUCAAGGCCAUCGCGGGCAAGCUGGCAGACGCCGAGUCCAUGGUGGCCCUCAAGGACCUCUUCAACCGCCUGGGCAGCGGCAACCUGUGGCACGAGGGCGGCUUUGCCGACCUGAGCGCCGACCUGCGCGCGACCUACGUGGCCAACACCACUGUUGCCGGUCUCGAGCAGGCGGACGUGGUGCUGCUGGUGGGCACCAACCCGCGCGUGGAGGCGCCGGUGUACAACGCGCGGCUGCGCAAGGCCUACCUGGACGGCUGCAGGUUCGGGCUGGUUGGGGAGGCGGCCGACCUGACCUACCCCUACGAGCACCUGGGGGCCGACGCCGCGGCGCUGGCGGCGCUGAAGAAGGGGAGCCCCUUCUAUGAGGCGCUCAAGGCGGCCAAGCGGCCGGUGGUCAUCGUCGGACCUGGCGUGCUCAACAGGCCCGACCGCGACGCGCUCGUCAAGGCACUGCACAGCCUGGUGGAGGGCGCCCUGGUGGUGCGCGACGACGGCUGGAACGGCUUCAACGUGCUGCACGACUCCGCCUCGCGCGUCGCCGCGCUCGACAUCGGCUUCGCGCCCUCCGCCGCGUCGCGCGCCCCGGGCGCCAAGCCGGCCGAGUUUGUCUACCUGCUGGGCGCCGACGAUUACGACGCGGCCGCGGUGCCGGACGGCGCGUUUGUGGUUUACCAGGGCCACCACGGCGACAAGGGCGCCGCGCGCGCCGACGUGGUGCUGCCCGGCGCGGCCUACACCGAGAAGAGCGGGACGUACGUCAACCUGGAGGGCCGCGUGCAGCGCACGCGCGCGGCGGUGCCGCCUGUGGGCGACGCGCGCGAGGACUGGAAGAUCCUGCGCGCGGUGAGCGAGGCGCUGGGGGCGCCGCUGCCCUACGACGACGUCGACGCGGUGCGGCGGCGGCUGGCGGACGUCGCGCCGCACCUGGCGGUCGUGAGCGAGGCGCAGCCCGCGGUGUGGAUGAACGGCCACUACGCCCGCACGCUCGACGGCGCCAAGCCGGCGGCGGCCGGCCCCCUGCGCACCACGAUCGAGUCGUUCUUCCAGACAGACGCCAUCAGCCGCGCCAGCACCACCAUGGCCAAGUGCGUGCAGGCGCGCCAGACCAUGAACUACUAG